Impatiens glandulifera is the source of this 2140-nucleotide messenger RNA. Its product is annotated as BTB/POZ domain-containing protein At3g50780. The transcript has 2 exons. Lineage: Eukaryota; Viridiplantae; Streptophyta; Magnoliopsida; Ericales; Balsaminaceae. Gene Ontology annotation, molecular function: protein binding. The record is from RefSeq and is a predicted model, not a curated record. The coding region runs from base 428 to 1945 and encodes 505 amino acids.
GCAGACCCACAGGAAAUAUGAAAAGCAUUUGCAGAGAUAGAUAAUGUUAAAAGUAAAGAUGCGGUACCCACAAGCAAAUUUAUAAUCUUUUUUUACAAAGGAAAGGAAAUGAAGGAAUGAGAUGAGAAACACUCAUCAUUCCACCCUGUAAAUCUCUUUGUUCGCUGGUUCCCUUCAUGCUUGACACCGGAGCUCCAUUUAUUCAUUUCACCAUUACAGAUUUCUAACAUAACAAGAACAAGAAAGAAGAAGAAAGAAGAAAGAAGAAGAAAGAAGAAAGACAUAUAUAGCCAUUUGUAAUUGGUAAGUUCUUUUUCCUAUUUUGGAUAAGCUGAAAUCACCCAUCUCAUCUUAAUUUGGAGUUUAGAAUAAAUGAGCUAGCUAGAUUAGUUGUUAGGUUUGAAAAUCGUUUUUUUUUGUUUUUGUUAUGGCUGAGAUUAGAUUGACGAGGAUAGAACAAGGUCAAACUAGGAUUAGAAAUGUUCCAAUUGCUGUAACCCCUGAAGGAUUUUGGUGUUGUCCUUCUCCUGUUGUUUUCCAAAAAUCAACCAAAACCCAUAACAAAUUACCCAAACAACAUCCUCCUGUCUCCAAGAAACAGAUCCCUCCUCCUCAGAGAAAACCGCCUCUAGUUCCAGUUCCAGUUCCGGUUUCUUCUUCAAAUGACAAAACAGAAGAUCCCACGCCGUCCGUUACUAAUAAUAAUCCUGCACAAGCUAGUAGUGAUAGAACAAACCGAUCUAAGGUUGAAAAUGCACCCAGAAAGGUCUCGAUUGAAUUGGGUGAACCUGGGACAAGUGAUCUUAAGGUCAUUCUGUUUGGAAAACAGACUUUCGCUGUUAAGCUCUGCGUUCACAAGAACGUUCUUUUAGAGAAGAGCGGUUUCUUCCUUGACAAACUGUCGGAGCAGCAGCAGCAUCAAACAAGUUCGUCUUCUCUUGAAAUUGAUGAUUGUGAGGAUAUUGAGAUUUACGUUGAAACAGUUGGACUGAUGUAUUGCAAAGACUUGAGACAACAGUUGAUGAAACAAAACGUUUCACGGGUCCUAAGAAUACUCAAGGUGGCGGAAUUGCUUCGAUUCAACACCUGCAUAAACUCGUGUUUGGAAUACUUAGAAGCUGUACCAUGGGUAGGAGACGAGGAAGAAGAGAGAGUGGUCUCUUCAGUUCUUCGUCUUCGCGAAGAAGGUAUUGGGGUAACCCCAAUCCUUAAACGGAUUGCCUCAGAAAACACCGAUCCUCCAAAGGACACAAUUGCUCACAUAAUUGACUUAGUUCUCAACAGCAGCGAAGAACGAGGAAGAAGGGAGAUGAAAGCUAUAGUUUUGAAGCUCUUACGAGAAAACAACAAUGCUUCUACAAGUUCUUCUUCGGGUUUAUCCGAAGUAUACAUUCAAACAAUCUAUUCCUCUUGUAAGAGCUGCUUAAGUUCGUUACUGAACCAAUUCAAGCAAGCGGAUGCAGACAAGAAACAGAUAGGUCUAGAUGUGGAUAAUCUCACUUGGCUACUCGAGAUAUUGGCUGACAGACAAGCGGCUGAUGAGUUUGCUAUAAUGUGGGCUAACCAAGAUGAGCUAGCGUUACUUCACGAUCAAACACCGGUUGUGACUCGUAACCGAGUGAGCUGCAUAACUGCUAGAGUUUUUGUUGGGAUUGGACGAGGAGAAAUGCUGCCUGCUAAAGAAAUCAGGCAUCUAUUGCUGGAAAGAUGGCUGCAGCCGUUGAUCGAUGAUUAUAGCUGGUUGCAACAUGGAUGCAGAUCGUUCGAUAGGAAGGCGGUUGAGGAAGGGAUAGGUAGGACGAUCCUUACAUUGCCUUUGGAGGAUCAGCAGAGCAUUUUGCUGGCUUGGUUGGGAAGUUUUCUUAAGGCAGGAGAUAACUGCCCGAAUCUUCAGAAGGCGUUCGAGGUGUGGUGGAGAAGGACUUUCGUUAAACCAUACGCUUAACUUUACUUGCGAUUACUCGAUCGUGCGAGAAGCGAUUACGAUUCUCGCACGAUCGGGGCGAGAUUGUUGUGAUUUCUGUUGUUUUCUCACUUAAGAAAGUUUGGAUGUUUAAUCUAAUGUUAUGUACUAGGAAUAAUAUUUAACAAGCACUGAUUUUUAAGGUUUAAAAAAAAAGGAGUUGAUUUAUUGGCCUCA